AUGGCUGAAUAUUUCGAUCCCCUGGCUCUCGUCUUGAAUUACACUUUAGGAGACUAUCCCUUGCUGGUGACAUUUGGCCAGCUUGAACAUUCCACUCAGACAUUCAUGAAGUUUGCAAUCAUCCACGGCGUGGCUGCGGGCGUGGGACUUCUCUUGCUAAUGAUGUCGUGGAUCAUUGUCAUCAAUAAGAAAACACCAAUUUUUAUUCUAAACCAGGUGACUUUACUACUCUUGGUGCUCAGAUCUACUCUUUAUCUUGUAUACUUGAGAGGUCCGCUCACUCAAUUAUCAUACAUUUACACUGGUAUUUUUAAUGGGUCUUGGAGAGCAUAUCAUGUCUCUGUCGCAGCAAAUGUUCUCUUCUGCUUCUUAGUCGCUUCGGUUGAAGCUACCAUGGUUUUUCAAGUCUAUGUGAUGUUCAAGCCCAAUAAUAAGAAGGUAUGGGGCCACACUUUGGUUCUUGUAUGUGGUGCUUUGGGAGUUGGAGUCGUUGGACUUUACAUUAAUUCUUCAGUUCAUGCCACAAAGGUUUUAACAGCACAGUUGGCAAACAAGGAGUUCACCCAGUAUGCGAGUUGGAUUGGCAAUCUUCCAAUUAUCAUGUUCUCAGCAACUGUUAACAUUCUCAGUGUAAUAUUGAUCUUGAAACUUGCUAAUGCUGUUCGGACGAGAUGGACACUCGGGCUAAAGCAGUUCGGUAGUUUCCAUAUUCUUAUUAUCAUGAUCUCACAAACCUUCAUCAUUCCUUCGGCAUUGGUGAUCGCCAAUUACAAAAACACUUCUUCAAAUUUCUUAUCUUCUCUUAGUUUUAUUAUUGCCGUGUUCAAUUUACCUUUGGGUUCUUUGUGGGCCAUUUCGUCGAACAAUGGUACACAUCCCACUUCAGCACCCAAUACUCUUUUGAGUAGAACUGACACUUCAAUAUCUUCCCAAAAUACGCUUGCUACCAAAGAGAAGUAUUUGGGUAAAUUUAUUACACCACCAGUGACGGACAUCGAAAAGAGCGCAGGUUCUGUCAAUCAUUUCGAUGGCCAUGAAUUGGAGUCACUUGAGGAAAUUUUCCAGAAUUUUGAAGAUAGAGGAAAAGUGUCGGUGAUUACUAGCGGCUUUAAGUAG
Sungouiella intermedia is the source of this 1116-nucleotide messenger RNA. The record is from the annotation of a GenBank genome assembly. Lineage: Eukaryota; Fungi; Ascomycota; Pichiomycetes; Serinales; Metschnikowiaceae.